This is a messenger RNA of Linepithema humile (Argentine ant), 981 nucleotides long. RefSeq lists its product as uncharacterized. The record is from RefSeq and is a predicted model, not a curated record. Lineage: Eukaryota; Metazoa; Arthropoda; Insecta; Hymenoptera; Formicidae.
GAGAAUUUAAUUAAUGACUCAACAACAAUGUAUAUGCGGAAACACACGUGCAAUAAGCAAAUAAAAUGUGUCGAUACGAUUGCAAUGUGUUUUUGUCACGUACAAUUGGAUAACCUCAUUGUUAAAAGCGCGAUGAGCUUCGAUUCAGUCUUGAGUCGUGCAAGAGACACCUGAUCGAAACGUAAUUGAACUCACGACAAACGUUCGCAAACUGUAAUUGAAAGAUGUAUCUUCAUCACAUCAGAGUGUAUCGAAUCACUUUGAUUCUGGCGAUAGUGGCGAUUACGUGUCGAAUUUCCUGGGCUAGUACACAGUGCAAGACGGCCGUGAUGGAUGUGCACAUGAAGAGAUGUAGACUCGGUGCUGGUAGAAUCAAGAGAGGCUUGGAGAGAUUUGAUCUAAAGCACGAUGAUACAUUGAAAUAUGAUAAGAAGUCAAAAAAACAGGAAGGUCCUGAUUCUUCUGAGGUGAAUGACUGGCCGUCUCGCGGCACCCCACAGAAGAGGCAGAUACUGGGAGAUGUCGCGAGCGAUUUCGUCCAGCCGAUGAUGCGUGUUAUGGGCAGCGCUACCCAACCUAAAGUCCCAUUCGGGACAGGAUUGUACGACAGCUUCGAUCCGAGCGAUCUGGGACCUCUUUCCACUUGGUCAAGUCUUCCCCCGGUACUUUAUUUCCUCGGCCAGGGACUGAGAACCUUACAUCUGCAGGAUAAUAACAACGAUCUCGGUUUUGAUCUUGACGACGAAGAACUAGAUGAACUAUACAAUGAUAUCUACAAAAGGCAACCGAGAGGUUCGAAAGAAGAAGCUUGGAAGGCUUUCGUAGAGACAGCAUCAAAGUGCUGCCAAAAUGUCGACAGAUGUCUGAAGGAAACAACGUUCAUACCGUGUCUGAUAUAAGUCAAAUUUUUGAAAAUUAGGAACGACUCAAAAUUGACGUUGCUUGAAGAAGCAUAAAUAAAGAUUAUAAAUGCGAUAUUAU